AUGGAUUACUCCUACACACAAACCCCUCAACCUGACCCUAACCAAUACCAGCACCCAUACCAAUCCCAACCUCAACAACCACCACCACCAUAUGACCCUUCAACAAUUCAACCCUAUGAUCCAAACCACCACUACCAAUAUUACAAUCCCACAUCCCAAGAUUACACCACUAACCCCCAAUUGUACCAAGAACCCACUUCGAUUCAUCCUCCCGGCGUCCCGAUUCCGGCGCCGCUGCCGCAGACGUCGGAUUCCGACACGGCCCAUUUGCAGAAUGCGUAUUAUGGACAUGGGGUUGUGGAGAAUCAGCACCAGCAGCCAAUCAAUUCGGGUUCGGGUUCGAGUCAGGCACCGGUUUCGGAGAUAACCCAGUUUCCGGCGAAGGUGGAGGUGGCGUAG
Molecule: messenger RNA, 399 nt
Organism: Rosa chinensis
Lineage: Eukaryota; Viridiplantae; Streptophyta; Magnoliopsida; Rosales; Rosaceae
Product: component of gems protein 1-like
Exons: 1
Coding region: 1-399 (132 amino acids)
Source: RefSeq, a predicted model, not a curated record